Parnassius apollo (apollo) is the source of this 297-nucleotide messenger RNA. Lineage: Eukaryota; Metazoa; Arthropoda; Insecta; Lepidoptera; Papilionidae. The record is from the annotation of a GenBank genome assembly.
AUGACUAUAGAACCCGAUAAAAUUUACUAUUUCCUAUUUACAGAUUCAGAACUCGAGGAGUUGGGUGAACAAAUGCCGCGAUACCGCCCUGAUUCUAUCGCAGCACUGCGUCGGGCGACUCGUUUCACUGAACCAGAAUUGAAGAGACUGUACCGAGGGUUUAAGGCAGAAUGUCCUACUGGUGUGGUGCGUGAAGAUACAUUCAAGCAUAUAUAUGCCCAGUUCUUCCCUCAAGGAGGUUUUCAGAUAACCCGCAACUACUCCAUUGUGGCAGAUAUAAAGGACAAAGUUACUUAA